AUGGCCUCACCAUGGGCAUAUUCUGACAAUUAUGUUUCCCAAUUUCAUGCACUGGAUUAUCAGAUUUCCAUUUUAAUUUUCCUCGCAAGGCUUGCUUCGGUCGGCUACUGCAUAUUUGAGGUGUUUCCGCUUUGGCACAGGGCGCAGUUUGGAAAACUAAUGUACCUUGGUAUGCUCACCCUGAAUAGCUUCCGCCUGUUGAAAUUCGUUGAGAUAUUUGUCCAAAGCCUCUUAUUUCCUCCGAGUCCGUCCAGGAGUUCGCAGUCCUCGCAACUUUCCGAAGGCCUAGUGCCCAUAAUUAAUUAUGGCAUCGACCUAGCGAAUAAGAUGGAUGGGACCGUGACACUUGUCGGCUUUAGAAGAAUAUUUCAACAAAUUCAGCUGGCGCUAAUCAGAAAGGUACCAAUAUUAAUGGUACUCAAAGUAAGAUUCAGAAUUCUCGCUAAGCUCGGUAAAGCUCGGGGCAAAAACGCCAUGGAUCCAACACAGGGGCCGGUCACUCGCGGGAGGGGUAGCAAGAGUAGAGGCACACGGCAUCCUGCUGUGGGAGGAGGGUCAGAUCACCCCAAAUUCCAGAUACAGUGGCUAUCUGCACCUUUCCGCACCCAGAAAGUCAUCGACCACCUCCAUGACCACCCAGCUGACUGCCGGAUCCUAUUUUCCUCUGAUGCAAAACGACCACAGAAUGAUAGUGACCGUCCCUCAGGCAAAGAUAAACUUUCAGUCUGCGCUGUUAUUGCGAAGUAUGUGUUCAAGAAUGAUGCUGACUAUGUGAAGCAUUACGCGGACGAGCCCGACAAAUUUCGAGACUCGACGAAUAGUCACAUCAAUGGACUCAGAAGAAAGUAUCGCGAGUCCUAUGACAAGUUACACUCAACCGGCGCUGGUAUCAUGCCAGAGGAUGAAGCGCAGAAUUUGCACGCGCAAAUUUUGAAGGAAUUCCCCUGGUAUGAUGAACUCAUUGACAUCAUGGGGGGGGAAUCCAGCAAUAUCCCUCAAGACAGUCUCGUCACACCCGGGACUCGUAUUCCAACAGUCUGGGCUCUGGGAGCGCUCAGUUUAGUGCCCAGCCUUUCUCUCCUCAGCUUCCUCCUGCUGGCGCUCAGCCAUACUCUCCUCAGCUUCCCCCCUCAGCUUCUCAGCCUUACCCGCCCUCUUACCCUCAACCUUACCCGCCCUCUGACCCUCAACCUUACCCCGCCCUCUAACACUCAACCUUACCCGCCCUCGGGCGCUCAACCUUAUGCGCCCUCGGGUGCUCAGCAUUACCCGCCCUCGGGCGCUCAACCUUAUGCACCCGAGGGCGCUCAGCAUUACCCACCCUCGGGCGCUCAGCCCCACGGCAGUCAAUACGCGUUUGGCCAUGCCCCUCAUAGCCAGUACCCACAUCACCACCAGUCUGGCGCGCCCCCCGCACGCUCUCGCAACGACCCCAACUCGCUUCUUGAUGACGACGACGACGACAUGGAUUUCUCAUUUGAAGAUCUACCAAAGCCGACUCCCCCCCCCGCGACUCCGCCGAGGUCUGCACGCGCUGCAUCCAAACGUCCGGCUCCUCCGUCGUCCCCUUCGCCCCCCAUUACCCCUCCGCCUCAAUCUCAACGAUCCGAAUUCAUGCUGCCGCGCACAUCGCAGACGUCUCACCGGGACAGUCGUGCAUCCUUCGGGAUGUCCGAUCCGCAACGGCGCCCUAGCACGGGGUCGGUCAAAGCAUCCUCUCGCCGCUCUUCAGGCUCUUCGCGCUCGAAGCCUGCGUCGGCGUCGUCAGCACCUGCAUCAACGUCAAUGACAUCACCAGCCAAUUCCGCGUCAGCAUCCGCAGGAAAAACGAGGCAGGGGAAGAAGCAGCGGUCUGACCUUCAGAGUCAGGUUGACGCACUCUCUGACGAGAUCGAGAGUGCGCAGUCGGACCGUGUCACUCGGGACGAACUCAAGAACGAGCGGUACAUGGCCAAGUACAACUUCGCGCGCCAAGUCAACGAACACAAAUUCCUCAAAGCCGAACGUGCGGAUACUUUCGCCGAAGCUGCCACUGCGCAUCAACGUGCCCUGGAGGCCAAGGAGUCUGAGAUUCGUCUUCGAGAAGCAGAGAUGAAGAUGCACGCGGCAUUAGCGCAAGCGCAUGCGGAGGAGGCGGCAACCAUGCGCCUCAAGAUUGAGUUUGCACGUCUUUCUGGGUCUGGGUCUGGGUCUGGGUCUCAGGCUUGA
Molecule: messenger RNA, 2208 nt
Organism: Suillus subalutaceus
Lineage: Eukaryota; Fungi; Basidiomycota; Agaricomycetes; Boletales; Suillaceae
Exons: 9
Coding region: 1-2208 (735 amino acids)
Source: RefSeq, a predicted model, not a curated record